CUCGGUUGUUUACUUCAACGGCAGCUGUGGUCGCCUAAACAGCACCAGGCCCUAUUGUAGGGGUUUGGAGUUUUACGUAUGAUUACGGAUAUGGAAGAUGUAGAAACUGUAUUCAUCAGUUAUGGAGAAUAAAGGAAGCAACAACAACCAUGGUUUUUCUCUAGAAUCCAUAGAUGUAUUCAUUCAGUAAACCAACUCCAAAGUAAAAAGGGCGAGGCCGCAGCGACAGUAAAACUCCACCCUAAGUAAAACUCCACCCUAAGUAAAACUCCACCCUAAGUAAAACUCGAGCCCUACUCCACGACAGUAAUAUCUACCCAAGUAAAACACCAUGAAAGCAGAACUCCAGCUAGUAAACCUCAACAGUGCAACAGGAUAUUACAAGCUAUGUCGAGAUUUCAUCCAAGAAGUAUGAAAACAAAGGUGUCAUCCAAAGAAGGCAGUACUACGCAUCACAAGCCUACAGCUUCUAUCAAGUACAGUUGUUAUUUGCUGCAGCGCCAGUAGAGCAGUUGAUUCUCCACAGCAGUCAAGUGUGAUCUUAACUAGUUCAUCCACCGACAACAUUCCAAGAACAACAGGGACAAGAAGUGACAAGCACAGCAAGAGGACAACAGGUAUUCACCAGAAGGUUAUUUACGUUCCCACUAUUGAUCUGUAGUUUAAAAUAAGGUAAUUGCAGACAAGUUAUUGUUUUCGUGGGUUAACUGGUGUCUGUUGCAGUACAGGUAUUUUUAUCAUUGCUGUUUUGUUUAGUCACUGUAUUCACUAUGAGUCACACUGUUGAAGUUGAAAACCCUGAAGGGUUAGAAUUGCAUGAGAAUGUUAUUCAGGAUGAUGCAUCUAGUGUAAGAUCUAGAACUAAGACUCAAAAAGGUUAUGAAUAUGAAGUUGAUGUCUGUAAGACAAAUUUUUUGAGUGCAAAAACUGCUUGGAAGAGAGUUUACAUUGAGAUAAAUAAUAGAUUAGAUGAUCUAGAAUUUAAGCAAAUCAAGGAAGCUAGGAUUUCACUAGUAACCAAGUUUGAAGCUGUACAGAAUGCAUAUGAUAGAUAUGAAGCUCUGGAGCCUUCUAAUAAAUUUACAGAUCAAUAUAUUAAAUGUGAGGAAGACACACAAAGGCUUAUAUUUGAUAUCAGAGAAAGAUCAAAACAAUUUGUACAAGUUGCAGGUAGUAUUAGGAGUAGUGGACAUUCUAGGCGUUCAAGUAUUUCUUCAUCAAAAGGUCAGAAAGAAUUAAUUGAGAAGUUAGCAAAGUUAGACCUAGAAAUGUUGGAAGUCAAAAAUGAAAUUCAGAAUGUAAAAUUAGAAGAAUCAGGGGUUGAGAGUAAGCAAGAUUAUACAAGAAGGUAUGUGGAGUCCCAUUUGAAAACAUUGCCACACCAUAAGUAUAUUGUAUCUGAGAGUAAAGUUAAAUCAAAUGAAGAUCUAAGAGAGAGACUAAACCUUGACGAUGAAUAUGUGGGUAAUCUGAAUCCUAAAGCUAAUUCAUUUUUUCCAAAGGAUGAAGUAUUGGUUAAUCAAACAGAUGAAAGUUCUUGUUCAGGGAGAACAGAAGAAAAGAAUGCUAUCCAACAAUUAGCUGAAAUUCUUUGUGCUAGGCAAAUUAGUGAUUCACUUCCUAGGCCUGAACCAGAAGUCUUCAAAGGUGAUAUACUUCAGUAUUCAAUGUGGGUUAAGUCAUUUGAUACUUUAAUUGAGUCAAAAACUAAAGUAGCAGCUGAAAGAAUGUAUUAUUUAAGCAAAUAUACAGAUGGAGAAGCAAAAGAAGUUAUAAGUGGACUUUUGUUAUUAGAUAGUACUGAAGCUUACAGUAAAGCUAGAAAGCUUUUAAAACAAAGAUUUGGUAAUGCCUUUGUAAUUGCUAAUGCAUAUAGAGAGAAAUUACAUGAGUGGCCAAGGAUUCCUCUGAAUGACGGACCAGCUUUGAUGAAAUUUUCUGAUUUCUUGGAGACAUGCAAGACAGCAAUGAGUAAUAUUCAGUAUUUGAAUAUAUUAAAUGAUCCCAAAGAGAAUCAGAGAAUGUUACAAAAAUUGCCACAUCCUAUAGUUGAAAGAUGGAAUACAAUUGUAGAUAGAGAGCUAUAUAAAGCCAGUGAACUUGAUGAUGAAAGUGAUGAUGGCUUAUUAUAUUCAGCAUAAUUUCCCUCUUUCACAAAAUUUUGUACAUUUGUAAGAAAAGAAGCUUCAAAGGCAUGCAACCCAAUUACUUCAAUCACUGCAGUUCAAGAUAAAGGUGUUAGAGGUAAUAUAACAGUAAAUGCUCAAAAACAAAAGUCAAGGUUAGUGAAGAGCUUUGUCACAGAAACCAAUGAAGUCAAUGAUAAAAUAAGUAACAACAGUAGAUUUGCUUGCCCAUUUUGCAGUCAGCUACAUAAUCUUAAUAAUUGUAAUAAGUUUUCAAAUUUGGAUUUGAAAGACAAAAGGAAUUUUGUUAAUAAAAACAAAUUAUGUAGAGGUUGUCUAAAAAGAGGACACAUAUUAAGAUUUUGUCGUCAAAGGAGUAAAUGUAAAACUUGUAAUAAAUUACAUCCUACUUCUCUCCAUGAUGAAGCACUAGUACAAAAGGACAGAUGGGAGUCUGAAAAUAAAGUUCAAGUUAAGGAACAAGACAAAGAGGCAAAUGUUUCUAAUACAAUUAAAGUUAACAAGUCUAUUGCUAUGGAUGUUAACUCAAUGAUAGUUCCUGUGUGGUUGCACCAUAAAAGUGACGAGCAGAAAAAAGUCUUGGUGUAUGCAUUACUUGAUGAUCAGUCUGAUGUAUGUUUUAUUAAAAACAGUGCUCUAGGUAAGUUAGGCAUUGGUGGAAUAAAGGUUCAUCUAAGAUUAGCUACUAUGAAUGGUGAACAAACUGUUACAUGCUCUAAAACUUGUGGUUUAAUUGUAAAGGGUGUGUAUGAAAAUAGAGAUAUACCAUUGCCUCAUACUUAUUCUAGACAAGUAAUUCCUUGCAGACGAGAUCAAAUACCAAGACCUGAAACUGCCAGAGGUUGGCCACAUUUGGAAAGAAUAGUAGAGAAACUGAUGCCUUACAGUGAUGAUGUAGAAGUAGGACUCCUGAUUGGUCUCAAUUGUAUUAAGGCAAUUAAGCCAAAGGAAAUCAUUACUGGCAAUGACAAUGAUCCCUAUGCAAAACGAACUGAUCUUGGUUGGGGCAUUGUAGGUAAAGUCAGAGGUGUUGAUUCAAAGGAAGUAGAUGUAGUCUCAGUGCACAGAACAAUGAUGCAAGAAGUAAUAAUUAAUCAUGAGAAGAAAUGUUGUCUUUUCACAGUGCCUACAAAGGUCAAAGAGAUUAUUAAUCCUGAGCAAGUAAAAAAGAUGUUUGAGAUUGAUUUUAAUGAAGUAAAUGAUGAUUGUCCUAUUUCUCAAGAUGAUAAAAUGUUUAUAAAAAGAAUGAGAGAAGGUAUUCAUCAGGUUGAAAGAGGUCAUUAUGAAAUGCCUCUGCCUUUAAAGAAUAUAGAUUUCAAGUUCCCAAAUAAUAGAGAUGUAAUUUUGCACAGGUUAAUGAAUCUUAAAAGAAAGUUUAGGCAAAAGAAAGAUUACUAUGAAGAUUAUGUCAAAUUUAUGAAGGAUCUCAUAGAGAAAGGUUAUGCAGAACCAAUCCCAAAGGAAGAAUUAAGUAGGGAUGAUGGGAAGGUUUGGUAUAUUCCACAUCAUGGUGUUUACCAUCCCAAAAAGCCAGGGAAAAUAAGAGUAGUUUUUGAUUGCAGUGCUCGCUAUCACAAUGUAUCACUGAAUGAUAACCUUUUGAAAGGUCCAGACUUGACAAAUAAUCUUACAGGAGUAUUGUGUAGAUUUCGCCAAGAACCAGUAGCAUUUAUUUGUGACAUAAAGCAAAUGUACCAUCAAGUUAAAGUUGAAUGUCAAAACAGAGAUUUACUUAGGUUCUUAUGGUGGAAAAAUGGUAAUUUAGAAGAUGAAAUAAUAGAAUUCAGAAUGACAGUUCAUCUUUUUGGAGCUACUUCAUCUCCUAGUGUUGCAAACUUUGCAUUAAAGAUGGUAGCAGAUCAGUAUGAAAAAGAUUGUGGUCAUGAGACGGCCAAAUUUGUCAGAAAUAAUUUUUAUGUAGAUGAUGGGUUAAUGUCAGUGUCAACAGUAGCUGAAGCUAUUGAUUUGAUUGAUAAAAGUAAAAGUUUAUGUAAAUUAGCAGGUUUCACAUUGCACAAAUUUUCCUCAAACAAAAAGGAAGUAAUAUCUGCUAUUAGUCCAGAAGUAAUAUCUGACAACAUUAAAAGUCUUGACUUGACAAAGGAUACACUACCAAUGGAAAGAACACUUGGAAUAGAAUGGUGCAU
This is a messenger RNA of Penaeus indicus, 4294 nucleotides long. RefSeq lists its product as uncharacterized. Lineage: Eukaryota; Metazoa; Arthropoda; Malacostraca; Decapoda; Penaeidae. The coding region runs from base 771 to 2141 and encodes 456 amino acids. The record is from RefSeq and is a predicted model, not a curated record. The transcript has 2 exons.